Messenger RNA from Vigna unguiculata (cowpea), 1032 nucleotides. RefSeq names its product putative phospholipid hydroperoxide glutathione peroxidase. The record is from RefSeq and is a predicted model, not a curated record. Gene Ontology annotation, cellular component: cytosol. Gene Ontology annotation, biological process: response to oxidative stress. Gene Ontology annotation, molecular function: peroxidase activity. NCBI's taxonomy places the organism in Eukaryota, Viridiplantae, Streptophyta, Magnoliopsida, Fabales, Fabaceae.
UGACAGCGUGAUUCUGAUUCGGAUUAUUUAAUUUGUGUUCACAUGUUCACAUCGUGACGUGCAUUUUCCUAGAUAGCAACAGAGCCACGUUAACCAUUUAGGGUAUAAAAUCGGUUGAGAACAUUGCAUUGAUUAGUUGGCAUGAAUUUGUUGACUUUCUGGAACUGCAUUUCUCUCCUCUUUUUGGUUUUUGCUUUCUUCUUCUAUUCUCGCACUUAUUCAUCAACUCCUUCUUUCAUGGCUGAACAAUCUUCCAAAUCCAUUUACGACUUCACUGUCAAGGACAUCCGUGGAAAUGAUGUGAGUCUGAAUGAUUACAGUGGGAAGGUUAUACUGAUUGUGAAUGUUGCCUCACAAUGUGGUUUGACACAGACAAACUACAAAGAAUUGAAUGUAUUGUACGACAAGUACAAGAAUCAAGGAUUUGAAAUCUUGGCAUUUCCGUGCAACCAGUUUGCUGGACAGGAGCCAGGAAACAAUGAAGAAAUUCAGGAAGUUGUUUGCACUAGGUUCAAAGCUGAAUUUCCUAUCUUUGAUAAGGUUGAAGUCAAUGGCAAGAAUGCAGCUCCCCUUUACAAGUUUUUGAAAGAGCAGAAAGGAGGAAUAUUUGGAGAUGGUAUCAAGUGGAACUUCACAAAGUUCUUAGUAAACAAAGAAGGGAAGGUUGUGGAGAGAUAUGCACCUACCACCUCACCUUUGAAAAUCGAGAAAGACAUUGAGAAGCUCUUGCAGUCUUGAGUGCUAAAGAUUUGAUUAUAUAGAACAUAUAAUGUUGCACAGGAAAUAGGUAAUUUGUCCAGUGCUUUCGAAGGACAAGUAGCAACUAUGCAACUAUAUAUGUAUAUCAUCAAUGAAUAUGUAUCCUGGAAAAGUUUCAAUAUAUCUACUUGUGUAUUUGGAUUGUUCAAUAAGCAUGAAUUGGAGUUAUCAGUCUGUUGUCAAAACCAUUAGAUAUUGGAUGCAUAUUUACGUUAUUAUUCUGCAUGAUCCAUAUUCCAUUGAUUAUAUAAUAUAUAGCUUCAGAUUAUGCAA